Chanos chanos (milkfish) is the source of this 9135-nucleotide messenger RNA. RefSeq names its product cilia and flagella associated 54 (gene cfap54). The transcript is spliced from 69 exons. The record is from RefSeq and is a predicted model, not a curated record. NCBI's taxonomy places the organism in Eukaryota, Metazoa, Chordata, Actinopteri, Gonorynchiformes, Chanidae. Gene Ontology annotation, biological process: cilium assembly.
AUGGACGCAACACCAGCGUCAUUUUAUGGAAAGAUAGAUAAAUCGAACCCUGUUAUAUCAGCCUUUGACAGCGAAAUAAAGGAGUUUCGGCUGUAUAUGAAAGGACUGACCGUGUCGCCCAGUUUGGACCAACACUAUUAUUCCAAAGGAUCCAAGAAGCUGUUUGAAAUAUGGAACAAGUACCAGUCUCGUCUGCCCUUAUAUUAUUAUGAGGACCACUUGUUGCAAAUAGCCGAUUUCCUCUUUAGUUUCAAGUUGUACCGAUUGGCCCUCUGGCAGGGCUAUGGACGUUUCCUGCAGCACCUCACUAGUGUUCAAAUGGACAGCAUCGAGAACGUCGACCAGUUAAAGAAUUCCUUCUUUUCAGAGGGGUUUGAUACAGAGAGAGCAAAACUUACAUUCCGUGCUUUGCAGGGCCAAUGCCUCUGUGCCUUCCACAUGGAGAGGGAGAGAGCUGGGCAGCCAGAUCACAACGAAGUCCACAGGUUGCUCAACAUCCUGAGAUUUAUUCGAGUCAUGAUGGAAGCUGUUCUGCCUCAUGAGCGUUUGUGCUGGAUACUCUACAAUGGGUCGUUACAUAUCUACAACAUAAGUCGAUUCCUGAUGUCUGUGGGUCGGUGUGCAGAGGUUCUAGAGUACUUGCUUUGGGCCUGCAUCUGCUUUGAGACAUCAAUUCCUCUACUCACUCCCCGUUUCCUGUCAUGGAGGGUCACUCUGUACUGUGCAGUGUGCCAGUGCUAUUAUAAUGGCCAGGCUGGAGUUCAGGCUGAGAUGUUUGCAAGACGAGCUCUUGGCAAAGUGAUUGAACUGGGCAAACUAGUGGAAAUGACUGGAACACCAGCAUCUUUUGAUACCCAACAUGCCCUCAAAGGGGCCACCAUUAAGCUGGCUGUGAUGGUGUUCAAGCGAUCAGUGUAUGAACCUCGGAGGAAACCAAAAGGGCUCUUCAGGUUCAAACAGAAGAAUAAUCUCAAGGAGGUCCAGAGUAUGCCUUGGCCUCGCACACCCACUGAACGCAUUCUGAUGGAAUUAUUUGAGGGAAAUGCGGCUCAGUUCCUGGCUAUCCUUGAGGCCCUGUGGGAUAGCUCUCGCCGUCCACUGCAGACAGGUAUCCCGGAGGAGCCCGAGAUGCAGGAGGUGACACUUGAGCUAAUGUCAGCUGGCAUCAGCAUACUGUCUGGAAUUGGGGGCUCAUCAGAGCGAGUUCAAAAUGAUAGUCUUCCUCCCCGUGUGAGUGGUAUUACCCCCACAUUCACUCUAAUGGAGAUGGCAACAGCUGGGGAGAGCAGGAUCUCAGUGAAUGCUGCAGUGAAAUUUCUGAAGUUGCUGUUUCGAUAUGAGCAAUGGGACAUGCUCUGCAUCCUCUCUGACUCCCUUCUCUCAGUUCUCACUAAAAUGGAAGGCCACCCUUUUCUGAAGGCUGAGUUGGAGCUUCAGUUGCUGAAUGCUGUAGAGUGCUUGAUUUCAACACAGAGAGUCCAUCUGGCCACUCGCAACAGCUUAGGCGAUGCUCUACCUGAUAAAGACAAUCACUUUGGACAAAUAGUCAUGUCAGAUGAGCUUAUGGCCCUGGUGCAGAUUCUCCAUACCAGUGUGUGUGAAGCAGCACAGUAUGCUCAGCCAGACAGGGACCUUGUGAUGGACAUUAUCUUCUUUCUAUGGGCUAAAUGUAAAGCUGUGUUCCAGAGAGCACAGACACGACACUGGGAUACAGUCCACUACCUUGGCAAAAUGGAAAGCAAAGACAAGUGGGUACAGGCUCUAUACAUGCUGACUGAGGUUGCACAUGCAUGCCGCAUGGCAGACACUGAUCCAGUGGUGGUGGCGGAGAUGACUCUGCGACUGGCCAUUGCACUGGAGAGCAAUGCUGAGACGCCAGUGCAGUCUGAGGGAAAAGCAGUUAUGAGUGAAGAAAGCAGUCGAGACUGCUCCCCUGUAGAGAAAUGCACAGCAACACUUUUUAAGAGAUCUAGGGCUGAGCAGCUCCAGAUGGUAUUGGUUGUCCUUGAAAAUGGUGUAGAGGCUGUGUCCCAUGGCAGGGCUAAAUCCCUUCCUGCUGAUGGCUCAGCCAUUUCUGACACCAUUUACAUGCAGAAGUUUGGUGGGGCAAACACGAUGUUACCAGCAGGGGGAGCUCCAAGGAGCAGUGGUAGUCCUUGCCUCGAUGUCCUCUCCAUGGAUUUACACCUGGAGAUGCUGGCUUUUCAGCACAGAAUUGCCCUAAAACUGCUUGACACCUUUCCGGCUGAGCAGCAGUCAGUAAAUUCUAAAAAGUCACACAUCAAGAAUGAUCAAAUGGAGAAUCAAGAGAUGAUCUCAGACAGAGCUAGAGCAGAGUCUAAAAUACUGGAGAAGAUCAAGAAGAAUAAGAUUUCUAAAGCCCUGUUCCUGGCCCAGAAAGCAUUGCUUUCAUACAAGAAGGACCAAAAUAAGUGUACUGCCAAAACGCUGUUGAAGGAGGCUGUGGUUCUGAUGGAGAGAGCAGAGGUGUAUGAAAAGAAGCUUAGUGGUUCCUGUGCUCCUCCAGUUAUCAAGUCAGUGAAGGAGAAGACCAGACCUCCACCAGCUCCCAUCCUGCUCUGCCGCACCAACUAUUGCAUGACCUUUACCCCAGCAUCAUAUAUCCUUGAGAACCAGGUUUGUUGGUACAGCAUCUUUGGCAGAGAAGCUGAAGGUCUCAAUUUUAAAGUGCGGAUUGGAGAUAGUCAGCUGGCUGGUUCCAGACACAUGGUUCCGGCCAGAGGGGACUGCAUACUUCACGUAACUGGAUUAGUGCCCAACCAGACAUACAUUUUCGCUGUGGCUGCUUACGAUGCCAAGGGCAACAUUGUGGGCGGUGCCGUUGGCGAGAGUACCAGACCUCUACUAGCUUCUCUUCCCUUGCCACUGUUGACAGCAUGGGGCUACCUUGCUCAGGUUUCCUACCAAACCAGUCAAUACAGUCUGGCAAAGAGAGCAUGCACAGAACUGUUUGGCCACUUCAUUAUCUCUCCAUCUCCCGUCAGUGGGGUCCCACGGGAGCCCACGGCUGCUGAUGGAGCUGAGGCUGUUGUCCAGACAAGGCUGCGCCAGGAGAUGCUACAGUUUUCUUCUCCUGUCCUCCUGCAGCUCCUCCUGUCCUCCAUUUUCAUAGACACAGACAUUCAUAUCCAGGAAGGGAGGCUCUACUGUGACUCCCUUAGUGGCAGUAACCCUUUGAUCUGGGCACAGGAAGCCAGGCUGGCUGAGUGUGAGCAUUUGCUUGUUGCCUUAGACCUGGCUCUGUACCUUAAUGACGGCAACAACGCCCUGCAAGCCGUAGUUAGCUGCUACGGUCUCUUAGCUCCACUCAUCUACUAUCAGAUCAAAUCUGAAGCUGUGAUUCAGGUACUGAUGAAGUGCCUGACCGCCCUUCAGAAAAUUCCAGCUGUUUUCAGCCAGAAACAGUCGACAGCUACAGCAGGGUCUCUGCAGCACAUGGUGGCCUGCAUGGCCUAUUAUGUAGCCAAGGGUCUGCGGUCUGUUAAGGAAAGUCGCAUGGCAUCCGCUGUACUGGAGCAAGGGAAGAAACUCUUGCAGGAGAUUACAGAGGUACUAUCACAACAUAACGGUAAACCCCAGAGAAGGUCAGUGACCAUGAAUGAGGUAGAACCCAGCGAGCAGCUCAAGGCAUUGGAAGCUAACAUUAUAAUAAACAAGAAAGCAGGGACUAUUGUAAACUACGAAAUCGGUGUCGUUAAUAGAGCAGCUGUACCUCGAUCCCAUGAGCUAACAGGACAGGAGAACCCAAACUUCCUGUAUUUGAUCAUUGAGACCAGCUCUCUCAAGAGUGCCUUCAAAGAUGUGAUGAAGUUUAAGAGAAAGCCUGUCUUUCUGGAGUUUGCUGUACGCCUGCUGCAAAAGGCCCUUCGUGAGGAUCAGCUGGAGCUGGUUGUGGAGUGGGGUCAGGACAUCUUCAGCUGGCUCAGCAGGCGAGAUGAAGGAAUGGCACUGACAAAAAGGGGGCAAUCACAUGACCUUUCUGGGAAGGAGCUGAAAAAAUACACCUCCUCAGUGAUUGAGUACAACAAUGAGAGACGGAAGCUUAGCAGUGCGAGGAGUGACAAGAAGAGGAGAGAUCAUCUACAGAAGAAACAGCUGGCCGCCCUGAAAGCCCAGAACUCUGAAAAGGAGGUCAAGGCAGUGGACACCCUGUUACAUAAACUCUCUGCUCUGGUCUCGCGACGCCAGCGACGCCAGCGCCUGAGGCGAAUCUGCUCCGAGGAACGGCUUUGGCGUUGUCACCUGAACCUGGAGAUGGCCAGAGCCCAUCUGGGCCAACUGCAGAGAGGCCUGGAAACAUGGCCUGGCCUCGCUCUCCAGCGCUGUUACAGUGAAAUGCCUCGAGUCUUCUUUUCUCUGGCUCAGUCUGGAACAAUAGUGAAGUGGAAAAAUGUGCCACAGCACAUAAGAGCCCCUGAGUUGAUCCCACCCCCAUCCAAAACCGCACAGCCGUCCCGACCGAGGGCCACCACUCGCAAAGUCAAAAGGAGAAGCCAGAGCUCCGGCAGUGAGGAGUCUGCGGCGAGUGAUGGCGAGAUUGAGGCUGACGUGCCAUGCAAAGCACAGGCCAAUGAGUCAGACCUCUCUGAGCAGUCUGUGGUGGCUUCACGAGGCAGUGCAUCCCAGCUUCCAUGCAUUUUAAACAAGGCAGCAUUGCACCUCAGGAGAGCCAUGGUGCUGGCCCACCGCGGGGGUCACUGGACCUCCCUGCAGUGGGCAUGUCGGGUUCUGUGGGACCAGACUAGCGCCAUUGAACUGCUGGUUGAGCAGAGCCAGAUUAAGGAGUCUGUGGUUUGCCAACUUACAGUGGACCAGCUCUACACUGUGGUCACCCCUCUGCUAGUGUUGGCUUCAGAUCUCCUUAUGGACAUGAUGCAAAGACUGCAGUUGUGGAAGAUUUAUGACAAAGAGAAUGAAGAUUUUGAGGACAGUGUGCACUUCUCAGCUCCACUGGAUGAUGGGAUGUUGGUGGACUUGCAUUGGCUGAGAACUCUGGUGCUGCAUACACUGGAGCUGCUGUACUACCAGGCUAAAUGGGAAACACUGGCCUACCUGGCUAUACUCUAUAACUCCCACACACGUGAGCGUUACACUCAUAUCAUUAGUCCUCUCCUGGUUCAUGCCCAGAGGAGACUACAAGACAGGAUCAGGUUCUUUGGGGGUCCGUCUGUUCCUCAGCCACACUUCACACACACAGAGAGCCUCACUGGACAGAAGAUUACCUGCAGGAACUAUGUGGGGAUGCAGCUUUUGUCUUGUUGGAACCCCAGUGUGGACACCAACCCAAGCAAGAAUAAUGCUGACCCAGAGGCCCUGGAGCUGGCAGAGGUGAAGAGAGCGAUGUGUCUGGUACGUGUGCCACUGGAUGUGGAUGACACAUUAAAGUGUUUCAGGGAGACUGUUGACAAAAGACCUUACACCCUUCAGACAUUUGAGCAUAGCCGCACACUUCUCCGACUGCUGCUGGCACACACACAGAGCAUGAUUGUGGUGCCAUUCUGCAAGGAGAGCAGCAGCGUGCUACAGGGAAAAGUGGAGUUCAUAUUAACAGCCAGCACUGAACCAGCCAUCGAUCCUCCUGACCUUUCCACCGAGGACUUCAGCUCUCUGAGUGCCUUAUACAGCUCCCCUCUCUCUCCCUCCCACAUUCAGACUGUUUUCUCAGCUUACAACAGCUCCAUCCAAUACCUUCAGGCCAGUAAUCACAAUUCCCUUCAAGUUCAAGCUCUGCAUGACCUUGGAAAUCUCCAUUUUUACAACGGAAACCGCAGGGCUGCUCACUCAUACUGGAGCAAAGCUCUAGACUGUGCCCUGCAGUACACAGGUGUUGUAGAGUCCUGGGAUGGUGUCUCCUGGGGCAAAAACAGCUCACUUCAGCAGAUCCUGCGGCAUGCUGGGAUUUGGGGCUGUUUUCAGGGUGCAUUGUUAGCAGCAAAGAUUGCUCAACAUAUCCUGACAUCCAAUAUUAACCAGCGCACAAAAUGCUGCCUGCUCUCUGCUCAGCUCUUCAAGUGUCUUUUAGGGGCCUCUUUUCCACACCCUCAGGAUGAUUUCCUCUACUCCUCCUAUUGUCUGGACACAGACAUCAUUCCUGGAGUGGAACUUUUCUCUGAACAAGACCAGGGCAGUCUCAGCUGCACUGUGUCCAGUCUGGCCUUCCUCUGUCACUGGCUUUACACCUCAGCACACUUCCUCGUGGCCCUUCCUAUGUUGGCAUUCUACCUACAUGUUGUUGGAACAGUUUGUCGAGAUGUACGUCUCACAGUUGGAGGAAGAAUACUGAGGGUGAAGGUGCUGACAGAACUAGGACUGUUCAGUAAGGCCAUAAAAGAGUUAAAUUGUCUCACAAAUGGAGAAAAAAUACCUCAAUCUUACAGCUGCUACAACCCAUUGGAGAAGCAGGUAACAAAGAGAAUAUUUUUUGACAACAAGUCUCUAAUGGAUCCUGAGAACCUUGAGGCUCUGGAGGAUGUGGUGAAUAAGAGGCCCAGUGGAGCUGUCAUAGCCCUGUAUGGAACUAGGCUGAACAGGAGACUCCUUAUGGUCAGAGCACAGCUUGUCCUAGCUGUGUGCACCACCAUUCAGAAUCUGCCUGAGCCUUUGCCACCAGGUACUCCAGAUAGGCCAAUCAGGUCCAGUGAGCGGAGAAUUUCCAGCGUCCCAGGGCUCCCUGAUCCUAAUUUCAGCGAUAAGGAAGACUCUUCCAGCAGUGCCCCUGCCAGGAGAGCUCAGGAAGCCAAGGCUCUAAAGCUGGUCAACCAGAAAGAUAAACUCACUCUUGGAAAAGUCAAGACUUUGCUGCUCUCAGAGGCGUCGAGCAUGCUGGUCCCACAGCUCUUCCUCACCCAUUCACUACAGACUGACCCAGAGGAACUGGAGCUGGCAAUUGAGGCCAGAAUGAUCUUAUCUGAGAUCAGGCUGCAGCAAGGCAAAAUCGCUGCCAGUGCAGAUCUGGCUGUUUCUGCUCUGAGGCUGCUACAGGAUUCACAUAUCUUUCACCACCAGUCUCCCCAGGCUGCUGUUCCAAGACCUCCCUCUUCUGUCCUCAAACAGAACAAAACCAAGCAGGAGCAGACUGGAUCCAAACAGCCAGCUGCCAGUGUCCAGCCUGGUAACGUGGUUCAGGCAGUGGAGGCCAGAGAGCGGAUGGGCCCAUUGCUGUGGCUACAGUGCAGACUGAGUGUAGUGCGCAGCCUAGCAGCUCACAUCCCAGGAACUGCCAUCAUCCCAGGUGUGGAUAGCAGUUUGCAGGCAGCCAGGCUGCUGAGAGAGGGGUUACAAGAGUCUGAAGCGUGGGGAGAUCCUGAAACACAAGCCCUUCUGCUUCUUCAAGGGUUCACAUUGGAUACUCACCAAGGAAGAGCCAAAGAGGACAGAAUCUCAAGGCUGCAGGAAGCAGUGAGUCUGCUGUCAGGACGCAGAGCUCUGUCUCUUCGUUCUAGACUGGCUCUGGCGAAGGCCACAGUGCUGCUUAGUGAGUUGGGAGUCACAGGCAGUCAGUCACUUAGCGUGCUGGCUCAGAAACUUCUGCAUCAACAGCUUUGUGCUCUAGGCGAGUCUUUAAUCUUGGAGGAGAGGGGAGUGGUGCUGCUCCCUUCCUCCCCUGGUCUCAGGAGCAUGUACCACCCACAGCUGUGUCUGCUGGCCAAGGCCACCAUGCACUUGGGUUGUUGCGUGGCCCUGCAGGCCCUGUCAUGCCCUUCUGAGGACAAGCCCUGGAAGCCGUGGGUCUGUGCUCAGGACGUGCUGCAGUCUGCUCUGGACAUCUCCCAGGCCUCGGCCUCCAGAGAUCUGCAGCUGGAGGCUGAUAUCCUCUACUGCAAGGGAGUGGUGGGAAGGUACCUAAUUUCUCUUCAUGACCUCAGUCCUCAGAUGGUGGCAGAGACUCUCUUAGAGAGUAUCAGCAUCACUCUCUCUCACAGCCACAACCUGCAGCUGAUCCGAAGGUGUUAUUUAGAGCUGGCAUUAGUGUACGUGCAGCAGUGGGAGCAAAGUAGUACAUGCUGUCCUUAGACCCCAGCGCGUACGCCUGAGGAGACUGAUCAGAACAGAUGUCUUACUGAAGGACAGACUCAGCUACUGCUCUUUUGGGUUUGUUUAAGAGCAGCAACUAAAACAACAGAGGUUGUUGCCAACUGUGCCCAUGUGUUUGACGUCAUUAGUGCCACAGGCGGGCACCUUCCCCUAGCAUCACUCAAAUCUUUACCCAAUUUUGCCACCAGUGACCUUCUCACCCCCUGCGGGGGAGUGGAGCAGCUGGUGCAGAUGUCCUUUAGACCCAUAACAGACUGGGACACAGUACCGGGCAGCCAAAAACAAGGAAGGCUGACGUGGGUGCACCUCUCCCGAUACUACACCCAUCUCUUCAACCUGGUUCACAUGUCUACCUGGUCAGUGGGGCCUGUGGAGGGGCUGAUGUCUGGACCAGAUGACUGCAGACUGCUCCUCAGACUCACUCAGCUCCACUCCUUCUUCAACAGCCACCUGCCAUCCUACAAAGAACAGUCUGUUCUCCCCCAGCCGCCUGCUAAUCUCAUACUGCUGCCUCAGCUCCUUCAGGUCUCGCCCACAGAGAUGCCGUCUGUUUGCCAGGCUAAACAGCCAGUGAUUGACACAUACCCGUGGGCUAAUGCAGAUAAACCGCAGCUCAUCAUUCAGUGGCACACACCACUGCCGAAGGACAAAGGGCCGAAGUCCAACACGUCCUCCUCAGACUCAGUCAUGUUCACUCUUAUAUUUCACUCUGUGGACAGACUGAAGGUAGUGCAGAGUGAGCUGAACUCAGCAUACCGUGAGGCAAACGUUACUGCAUCGUCUGUGAGCACUAAACCUACAUCAGCCAGCCCCAAACCGGAGAAGGAGCACUGCAGUAAAGGCCCAGACAGAGCUACAGCCUCCAGCCCACAGCAGCUAUUGGUGGAGAGGACCAAGCUCUGUUGUAAUGUCAUAAAAAAUCUACUGAAACCUGACUCAAGUCCACAUCCCCUCACAGAGGUGCCUUUCGAGCCAAACCUGCAGACACUGAGGGAUCUGAAGUGCUGUUUUAACCCUGCAGCAGGGGGAACACUGGAGGACAAGGCCCUAAUCUUGUGGAUGUCCUCUCUGCUGCUCUGA